Molecule: messenger RNA, 669 nt
Organism: Panicum virgatum (switchgrass)
Lineage: Eukaryota; Viridiplantae; Streptophyta; Magnoliopsida; Poales; Poaceae
Exons: 2
Coding region: 1-669 (222 amino acids)
Molecular function (GO): nucleic acid binding
Source: RefSeq, a predicted model, not a curated record
AUGAAGGAGGCGAGCUACCACGACGAGAAGAUGGAGGCGUACUGCAACGCAGUGCGCCGCCUCGAGGACAAGUUCGACGGGCUCGAGCUCAACCACAACGCGCGCAAGUACAACGAGGAAGCGGACCAACUAGCCAAAAUCGCAUCCGGGCGGACCACCGUUCCCCCGAAUGUCUUUUCCCGUGACCUCGCCAAGCCGUAUGUUGACUUCAAGAACCCUGCGGAAGCCGUCGGAGUGACACCUGGACCAUCGGGUGCUGCGACCACGGAGCCAUCGGCCAAGGACCCCUUGAUGGAGGAGCCCGAGGCCAUGGACACUGACUUCGAGACCUCCUCAGUGGACGAGACUGAAGCAAUGGAGAUCGACGAGGCCCCGCCUCCACGAGAUUGGCGUACCCAGUACCUCGACUGGAUGAUCCGAGGGGUCUUACCCUCGGACCGCGCUCAGGCGCGGCGCGUCGCCAGGUGGGCGAAGUCCUUCGUCUUGAUCGACGAUGAGCUGUACAAGCGCAGUCCCUCGGGCAUUAUGCAACGAUGCAUCUCCAUCCCCGAGGGCAAGGAGCUGAUCCGUGAUAUCAACGCUGGCAUCUACGGUCACCACGCCGCGCCACUCACCCUUCUGUGGCACACCCACAAACAAAUGGCCAAGUGGAGCGUGCCAAUGGCGUGA